This is a messenger RNA of Entrophospora candida, 142 nucleotides long. The record is from the annotation of a GenBank genome assembly. Lineage: Eukaryota; Fungi; Glomeromycota; Glomeromycetes; Entrophosporales; Entrophosporaceae.
AGGCACAGCAUUUGGUAUAAUAGUUGAUGAAUCAACUGAUAUACCUACCAGUGACAAAACAUUUGGAUAUUAUGGCAAAAUGAGAACAAUAUUCUUACAAUUAUUAGAAUUAUGCACAUACUAUUUCAUCAUUAAUAAUUGA